GACAUCGGAAGUGUAACAUUCCCUGUCUUUUCCCCCACACUGUACUGCAAACAAGAACGCAUGUCAUUUAAUUUUUUUUGUGACUGAAUAUUUCAGUUUCUUUUUCUACCCGAACUUAUACCUGCUGCUCGGAGACAUAUUCUGACUCAAAAAGACAAACAGCCACUUCUUUCUUUCUUUCAAGCUGGCGAAGGAACGUGAAGUCUGCCGGUUAUAAUGUCACAGGCCACUAAACGCAAACACGUUGUCAAGGAGGUUCUUGGAGACUUUGUCACACCCACAGAAAACCAGCAGAUCGUGAAGGUAACUGGGAGCCGUGGUAACAACCUACAUGAUGCUGUCACAGCUCAGGGUGAGACCUUCUUGGUGAGCAUGCCCACCAAGUUCCGCAAGAACAUCUGGAUCAAGAGAGGUGACUAUGUGAUUGUGGAUCCUAUUGAAGAAGGAGAGAAGGUGAAGGCAGAGAUCAGCUUUAUUCUCUACAAGGAUCACAUUCAGUACCUACAAAAACAGAACCUCUGGCCAGAGGGCUUUAUGGACGAGCAUUCGUCGCAGGAUAAGACAAAGAAAGAGCUGGAAAAGGAUGAGGACGAGGAAGAGGAUGCUAGCGAUUCUGAAGAUGACGAUAGCGACCUCUUUGUAAACACUAACCGCUGUAACUGUCAGUACAGUGAAAGUGAGGAGGAUGAGGACGAUAGCGAAGAGGAAGAGGACGAGGAUGAGGACAAAGAGAAAAGGAGGGAAAAUGCUUCAUAGCAGCAGCACUGAGGACACGGACAAUCAGGAAUUGUGAAACAGAUGUGACAGCAUGCUCUUCUGUGUCGCUGUCAUCACUGACUGAUGCUACGAUGAUCUGAAGUAAUGGUCCACCUGCAACAGCGCCCUCUGCAGUUCAUGUACUGAAUGGCUGGGCUCAUUCAAUGAACUUAGUAAUUCCUGCUUGUUUUACAAAUCUGUGAGAUUAAAAUGUAACUGAAAUUCAACAUGGGAUACAUUUCUACUGUUUUUUGUGAUGAUAGGUCCAUUGCACAUCGCUGGUACAUUAUAUAAAAGGGCACACAGUAUAUUUGUACGAUGACGUUAAAUCUAUUCAAUCUUUUCCGUAGAAAUUUGUUUAAUCUUUGCUGCCAAAGAAAAUCAAAAUGUCUUAUUGGCGCUGGACAUGGUUCUAAAAAUGAUUGUAUCAGCUUGAGUUACAAAUGAAUGUUGUUUUAUUUUUCUCUUACCGAGCAGCAAAGGUUAAUUUGUGAAAUGACUGAAAAGCUCUUGAAAUGGAAUAAAUCCCAAGCAGAAUAUGGUUAUGUCGCACGGGCUCGAUAUCCUCUUGUGCAUGUUUCCAUCUUGCCGGAUUUAACACUUAAUCCUGAAUGCAUCUCAUUAUUAUGCAGUCAAGCAGCCAUCUCCUCCGGAAAAAGUUCUGCAGGCGUCACACUAGCACAUCUGUGGAAAAAAACUACAAUAUAUGGAUUCUUAGAAGAUUACAUCACAGUAUCGCCAGCGCACAGAAAAUUCCAACUGCAAGUGGAACCAGUCCCACACCUUUUUGGCUGACACAUUUCUUCCCCAAGGUGUGCGAAAACUUCGUCAUAACUCAUGACACUGAACAGAA
Molecule: messenger RNA, 1609 nt
Organism: Oreochromis niloticus (Nile tilapia)
Lineage: Eukaryota; Metazoa; Chordata; Actinopteri; Cichliformes; Cichlidae
Gene: eif1ad
Product: eukaryotic translation initiation factor 1A domain containing
Exons: 5
Coding region: 217-756 (179 amino acids)
Biological process (GO): translational initiation
Cellular component (GO): nucleus
Molecular function (GO): RNA binding; translation initiation factor activity
Source: RefSeq, a predicted model, not a curated record